Maylandia zebra (zebra mbuna) is the source of this 1735-nucleotide messenger RNA. RefSeq lists its product as uncharacterized. NCBI's taxonomy places the organism in Eukaryota, Metazoa, Chordata, Actinopteri, Cichliformes, Cichlidae. The record is from RefSeq and is a predicted model, not a curated record.
GUAGUACAGUGUCAGACAAUUAUUUAAAAGAAAUUGUCAUUGAAGUCCAUACAGUCUGUUUUGGUAGAGACAAAAAAGAACUCUGAAAACCAAAAGAGUAAAGUUUUGGAGGAUAAUUUAAAUGGAAACAAACACUUAUCAUGUCUCUGUGGAAAAACUGCAGACAGGAGGAGUGUUUAUUUUAAGGAAGGGGCACAUUAAUAAGAGAAGUGACAAGUUCCUAGCUUGUAAAUAGAGAAGGGAGAGAAUCAGCUUGAACUCUUCGGAGCAUCAGUAUGAAAGUUUGUCACAUUUUGUUCUGCGUCAUCUUCCUCCACCUGCAGGAUGGAAACACUGGACUUGCCAACGCUGAAACUCUCAUCUAUGAAAGACUGGAAGGAGGAAACAUCACAGUUGAAUGUAAAUUUUAUAUCCCUGGAAGAAAGACAUUGUUCUGCAAAGACAAAUGUGAAACUGGAAACAUUCUCAUUGAAACAACUGAUUACACAGCUCAGAGCGACAGAUACAGCAUUAAAUAUGAAAAAAAAUAUUUCUCAAAGGAUAUUGUGCAUGCCAGCAUCACACAGCUGAACAAGUCUGAUUCAGGACGGUACAGCUGCACACUGGACACGAGUUUUCAACCAUGUGAUGUCCAGCUUGUCAUCACAGGAGCUUCAGACACUCCAGCACCUCAUGAGCCUUUAUCAACAUCAACAUUUCUCUUAUCAGCUUCCACAACAACAACAACACACUUCAGUUCAGGAAGCUUCACACCUUCAUCAACCUCUCCUGAAACACCAUCAUCAGGCUCAGCAACUUUGCUGAUUUUCUACAAGAACAGGAAGGCCAUUAAACCCAAAGGACCUCCUGUGGAAACAGAGUAUGCCAACAUUACACGGGCCAAGCAAGAAAUAAGAGAGGGGGCCCCACAGAGGAAGGUGGAAGUGUCUUCAAUUUACACCACUGCAAAAGGCCCCCAACCAGAUGGAGCUGAAAACAUCGACCUCUACAACCUCACCACCUGUUCUCAGAACAAAGCUGAAGACGACAUGAAUAAAGUUAAUUAUGCUGAAGUGGAUUUUUCCAACAUUCCUGCCACCAACAACACAUCCUGUAGUAAAACGGAUGAAGUUGUCUAUUCCACACCUCUGGUACAUACCAGCCCUUCCAACCUCACCACAGAUGCUUCACCUCCUCUGUACUCUGCAGUUAAGAAACAGUAUUAAUGCUGUUGAUGGCACUUUACCUCUCACAAAGAUCAACAAGUGAUUAUAAUUCAGACAAAACUGAAUGUUCUUUUCUGUUUAUUGCAAAUAUUAAUGUGCUUUCAAUCAGUUAAUCUCAGGUUAAAAAUGUUUCUUUAUGGUAGUUGAUAGUUUAGUUUAACUUAACAGAAAACUAAUCCUGUUAUUCCCAUUAAUAUUUCCAUAGAAACUCUGUAGGACAGAUUUAAUGAAACAGUUGCAUAAAGCUCUGCAAACUGACCUGUGAGUAGUACAUUGCAUUUAGCUGUUGGAUUUCCAGAUAGUAAUCCUAUAACCAAGCCUGUGUCUGUAAUCAUGCAGCACUAUUAGAGAUCCCUAAUUGUAUUUUUUACUGUGGCUAACAGUCUGGAUAGAGGUUUACCUCAAGACCAUUCUGUCUCAACUCAUGCUCCAUAACUUUGGCUAACGGUGUGCAUGGUUAAUCAUUUUAAAAGCAUUUAUUUUAAUCAAAUAGUAGUUUGUUUGUUUUUUACCAGACCUGAAAAAACUGA